Paramecium primaurelia is the source of this 240-nucleotide messenger RNA. Lineage: Eukaryota; Ciliophora; Oligohymenophorea; Peniculida; Parameciidae. The record is from the annotation of a GenBank genome assembly.
AUGUCAUUUUUAAUAAAAUUAAUAAAAAUGAACCAAGAUAGGGUGUUGUAACAAGAAACAAAAAAAAAAACUAAAAGAUUUGAUAAAUUUAAUUAUCCUAUUCUCAAAGGAGUUUCAGCUAAAGCUGUUACAUUUAGAGAUUAAAUUGAAGGUAUACCAAUAUAAGACAUUUAUAUUGUUGAACGAUUAUAAUAUUAAGAAUAGAAGAAAAAAUGUUCUUGUUCCUGUGCUAUUCAAUGA